Amaranthus tricolor (Joseph's coat) is the source of this 1745-nucleotide messenger RNA. RefSeq lists its product as uncharacterized. The record is from RefSeq and is a predicted model, not a curated record. Bases 182 to 934 code for a protein of 250 amino acids. The transcript has 2 exons. Lineage: Eukaryota; Viridiplantae; Streptophyta; Magnoliopsida; Caryophyllales; Amaranthaceae.
AAUCACCGUCCUUAUUACACCAAAGUUUCCCUCUGCUAUUAGAUCUCUCUCUCUCUCUCUCUCUCUCUCUCUCUCUCUACUUGUUGAUUGUUGAAUAUCUCUCUCUUUCCAUUCCCAGAUCUUCCCACCUUUCCCCAUCUCUCUCUUUCUCUUUGAAUCUAAAUCUUCAACCAAAAAGUGGAUGGCAAGAGCAAACAAAUACACCUCUUUGAACUUCAACGAUAUCUACGAGAAGAAAAUCAUCAAUCCCAACAACAAUAACAAUUCCUCUUCUUCAAGAUCACCUUCUUCUUCUUCAUCCCUUUCUUCUUCUCAUAAAUCUUACUCUCUUUCUGCUUCUUCUCGUCUUACCCAUGGCGGAAUGCUUCUUCUUUCUCGCCCUUCUCCCCAACCUCAACCCACAUAUACCCAGAAACCACAGCCACAACCACAACCACCAGCACCAUCUCAGCAAUCUACUUUGAGUUCUGAAGCUUUUCCAGCUAUUACCUCUCCUACACCGUCCAAGCCAACGGAUUCAGAUUCUAUUUCUUUGCGUCCCAAGGGAAAAACUGGUGGAAACCCGAGCUUUCAGGAGAGGGAUAUUAAGUUGGAUGCUCCGAGUCCGAACCCAAGCCCGAGUCCCAAGAGUAGUAAGUUUGUUCCACCUCAUCUGAGACCCGGGUUUGUGGCGAAGGAGGUUCCAACUGUCCCUGAUUUUCAAAAACCUAGACAAGGGAAUUAUCGUCAUGGAUCGGUUCAUGGUAAUUAUCGUGGAUCGCCUAAUCGUUAUGCGGAGGAUGGGCGGCCCAACUCGGGUGGUGGGUAUGAGAGGAAAAUGAGAGGGGCUGCGCUUGGACCUGUGGCAGGAGCUUCUCCUGUUGGUGCUGAAUCUGAUUUCUUUUUAAUGAAUCGUCCGAGAUCCGGUGGGAGUCGCCCCAGCUCGAGUGGAUGAUGCAUGUUUGAAAAACUGGACUCGUUUCCAAGUGUGGAGCUGAAACUUCAACUGGUUCCAAGGAUAAGGAGCUUCAAUGGCUGAAACCCGAAUUCUGGUACAUCUAACACAUCUUUGAAAUCGCUAGUGCAUGGAAAUCUGAAGUUCAGGAGACAGCAUGUAUGGUUUUGACAUCACAUGUUAGCAGAACUGGGUUCCAAUUUAGAACACGCUGAAUGAUCCCCAAUGGCUUUUUUUUUGGGGGGGGGGGGGGGGGGGGGGGGAGUGUUUUGACUUUUGAUCUUUCUGCUGGACAGAGAGAUCCAUGAUUACAUCAACCUACUAAUCUGUAUAAUUCCAUGUUUUUGUGCUAUUAUUAAUUGGUAGAGAUUCUGAUGAACAAUGCUUGCCAACUUAUCUGAUAGUGUAAUGUAUCUCUUUGUACCAGAGUGAUUUUUAUACUGUGAAUUUUACUAUAUUUGUAACAUCUAACCUUUUGAAAACUUAUCUAAUGUGUAGAGAUGUCCUUUUUCCAACCAUUGGUGCAUCGUAAGGUAGGGGUGUUCAGGAUCGGGCAUUUCAAGUACCUGACAACCCGAUAAAUGCUUUAUAUUGUGCCGAUACAACGGGUACUCUGAUAAUGAUUAAUAUUAAUGACAUUAAAUGAUGUAUAUUGUGCAAUGUAAUUGAAUGCAUUAUGCAUCAUCAAUCAUUCCUUGCAUUGCAUUCUGUGACUAUCACUCUCUGUCUCUUCUAAUUAAAUGUGUUUUUUUUCCUUGCUUAUGUUUAUGUGUUCUUUCUGAUAAGAAUUUAAGAAAUGUGUCCGAGUAAC